AUGGAGGGCCAUAGCGAGCUCUUGGGCCAAUCGCUUCGUCUGUUUCUUCGCCAUUGUAAUCCAAAGAAAUGUGAACACUCCGUUCGAAAAGCUGGCGAAAUGUUGGAGGCUCUCCGGUCAGACUUUGGCUUAGCUGCCACAGACACUCCGACUGCUUGGUCAACUGGCACAGAUACAGCUGGCACGGCUGGCACGCUCCUUCCAGGUCAACAGGAGGGCUGGACCCUCAAACUGCUUGGACUGCAGGGUGAGGCGAAGGUACUGCGCAACCUGCCUUGCCAAAUCACCUUCGGCACCUUGCAUGAAAAGAUUCGAGAGGUCACUGGAGCCAAGGAUCAAGGGUGUGAUGUGAAGCUGAUGCUGAAUGGUACAGUGCUUCAGCACAGCAGGGCGACGGUUCUCAGUGACAUGAGUCGAUGCAACGGGAUGGAACUGACAUACCUCAUGCAGCCCAUCGUUCCCCAUCUUGGCCGGAUGUUGGCCCCCCUACAAUCCUUGCCUCGAAAAAGUCGCAUUGACCCAGAGGCAUUGAUGAGAGCGUACGAGACCAGCUACAACCAGCAGCGCCGCAGCGUCCAAUGGGCCGUUGAGGCCGCCCGGGCGCGAGAGGAGCGACUGACGCAGCUGAUCUCUCAGUCUCCAGAGGGAUCCAUGUGGAAUCUCAGCUGCCUCGGCAGCCGACCGUUUGCGGCUGCAGCGCAACAAGCUGUGCUUCGAGAAGAGGAGGAGAUGAAUAUGCCAACCCAGGUACUUCCUGGGGUGUACUUUGGACACAUGGAGCCGCCGAAUUUGGGAAGGCUCCCAACAUCCAGACGCAUCUCCCAUUUGCAGCAAGUGGAGCAGCGCAAAAUACGAGAAGACACAGUGGAGCAAAGAGACCGCUACCAGAUUUCAGAUGAGGACGUGUUGCUUCCUCCCCCGUUGGAUCCACGACUCGCUGGCAUUCAAUCAACGAUGCCGCUGCCGCCACGACGGGACUCCAGUUCCAUAAAGCCACGGAGCACUGCCCAUCGAAAGGCUGCUGUGGCGACGUGGGAUGCUAUCAAAGAGGUCAGCGAGCAGAAGGUGCUCAGCAAGGAAGAGCAGGACAGGUUGAAAGAAGAGAAGGUUGCCUAUGAUGACUGGAGAAGGCAAGUGAUGGUUUGCACCCGGCUCUUGAAUACCCACAUCAACCGUUUCGAGACGGAUCCAGUGAAAGCAGGGCCGCAGUAUGUCUUCUGA
Cladocopium goreaui is the source of this 1221-nucleotide messenger RNA. The record is from the annotation of a GenBank genome assembly. NCBI's taxonomy places the organism in Eukaryota, Dinophyceae, Suessiales, Symbiodiniaceae.